AUGGCUGAAGCAGCUGAGCCCAGUGCCGAACCCCAACGUGCCGAAGGUAAAAUCCUGCAUCCUGCAGAGAAGUUUCUGGGGCUCCUACCCAGACGGGACCCACGCUCCGUGCUCAAGGUAUCUCAACUGUUGCUCAGGGCCAUCAGCGAGCACAGGGGCCUGACCCUGGCUGCGCUCAAGAAGGAGCUGGGAAACGCUGGCUACCAAGUGCGUAAGAAGCUGGGCCGCUCGACGACGGGGGACGCGGCCAGGCCCGAGGCCAAGGGCACGCUCCUGCGGGUGAGCGGCAGUGAGGCCGCCGGCUACUUCAAGGUCUGUAAGAUCCCCAAGGGCAGGAAGAAGCCCGGCCGGCCCAGGCUGGAGGAGGCCAACCGCUGGAGAAGGCUCCGCCCCGAGCCGAUGCAACGGGGGCGGCACACGCGUCGCCUGGCGGCCAAGAAAGCCAGAGAGGUCUGGAGAUGCAACUCGAAGGUCACGACCAAGCCCAAAAGGGUCAAGGCCAAGUCCAGGGAGUCGGUGCGCUCCCGCACCAAGGAGGAUGCGCGGGCCAAGGGGGUAGAGGAGGGCAGAGGACGUCCCUCCAAGGAAGAUGCCGGGCCUGGGUCAGGAGAAGAAAGGAGGCCCAGCUCCAAGGUCAGGGAGGAGAAGAAGCCGGAAGCCGAGAAGCCGGUGAAGAAGCCCGGCCAGAAGACCCAGCCGGUGAAAAGCGACGGCAGUUGCUCCAGCCAGGGCAAGGUGCGCACCAAGUCGUCUGUGAAGUCGGACAGUCCACGGAUCGCAGUCGAGAGCCCGUAG
Perognathus longimembris pacificus (Pacific pocket mouse) is the source of this 795-nucleotide messenger RNA. RefSeq names its product testis-specific H1 histone. The record is from RefSeq and is a predicted model, not a curated record. The transcript has a single exon. Lineage: Eukaryota; Metazoa; Chordata; Mammalia; Rodentia; Heteromyidae. The coding region runs from base 1 to 795 and encodes 264 amino acids.